Molecule: messenger RNA, 2366 nt
Organism: Zea mays
Lineage: Eukaryota; Viridiplantae; Streptophyta; Magnoliopsida; Poales; Poaceae
Product: Ninja-family protein 1
Exons: 4
Coding region: 983-2158 (391 amino acids)
Biological process (GO): signal transduction; negative regulation of DNA-templated transcription
Cellular component (GO): nucleus
Source: RefSeq, a predicted model, not a curated record
AUUGUAUCUAUCUGUGAGCUGAGGCGUGACUCCUCUCUUCUUCCUUCCUUUCUUCCUCCUGCUAUUUAGACGGUUCUCACCGGAGCUAUCGCCUCCCUAUCAUCUCAAUAUGUUGUAGUGAGUUUGCCUCUAUCCCGCCCACCUCACCGUCGUUGUCUCCGCCACCGCCACUGCUCCCACCACUGCCAUGCAUUAACCUCAACCCUUCCGCAAACUAUUCACUGUCACUUUGUCAUCGGCGCUCCAUCGUUCACUCAAAUGUGGUCUCCGAUACCUGGUGAGUAUCCUUCUCUACUUUGCUCGUACCUCUAAACCAAAAACAUCUAGAAUAAAAAAUCAUAGACUAUAGUUGAAUCUAGUAGAUUGGACAAUUCUUGUCGGAGACGAUGAGGAGAGAUCUCGUCGGAGACGAAGACGAUGAUUAAAAACUUUUCAUUUGAUAGAGAAGAUGGUAAAAGAUCUCGUUAGGGCAAAGGAGGAUAACCUAGAUGUGGCUAUGAAGGCAAUAGGAGGUCCUUCAGAUCUCUUACAAUCUACCGAGGGAUUAGCAUGUCGCCCAUCCUGUUGGAGGAUUGGGAAUCCGCCGGUCACGGCGUGCGUCCACGAGUCGACCGGCUCAGCUCCAGCCGAGGCUGGCGAGCCCACCGCAUCCCGCUCGGCUCCCGCCGCGGCUGCGCGGUGCCGCGCAAGCUCGCACCACGCGUCGCGCCGGAGGCAGGCCCGCCCUCCCGUCUUCGCCAUCUCCAGCGGAACCGCAUGCCCCAAAAGCGAAGCCAACCAGCACAAAAAGGAGCACAAAGCUCUCUCUCCCUCCCCCCUCUCUCUCUCUCUCUCCUGUUCCCCGCGAGAGUCGCUCAGGGCCGCGACGAGGAGAAGCGGCAGCGCGUCACCUCUCCAAUGGCAUCCCCGUCCCUCCUCCGUGCAACCUGUGCGCUUCUCGAGUGCUGAGGCUCCCUGUCCCUAAGACAAGCUUGCGCGCGCGAUGGAGGGUUUUUCGAGGGACUUGCUGUGCGGGAUUGGCAAGGGGGACGCGCCGCCACCGGAGAAGAGGCCGGGGCAGCUGCGGGAGGAGAUGGAGGAGGUGGAGCUUAGCCUCGGGCUGUCUCUUGGCGGCCGAUUCGGGCUCGACAGGAAGGGGAGCAAGCUCCCCCGGUCGUCGUCCGUGGCGGCCAUGCUGACAACGCCGGUGGAGGUGCCGGCGCCGCCCUCCCUCUCGCGGGCGAGCUCGCUGCCGGUCCAGGCGGAGGCGUCGGAAGUUGAGAGGAAGCAGGGGCUGGAUGGAUGGGGUUCUUGCCGUGAGGGCGGCGGUCUCGGCGUGCAACACGCGGCGAGGCUGCCGGCGAGCGGGAACCCUUCCUCUGCCUCUUCGGUAGGUGAAGGACAGAUUUUGCAAGGCACCCUCAUGAGGACUAGUUCACUCCCUGCUGUCAUUGAGGCUUCUGGCAAUGAUGACUGGAAGAAACGAAAGGAAGCACAGAGCCUGAAGAGGCUCGAGGUUAAGAAGAAGAGGAUUGAGAGGAGGAACUCUCUCGCCUGCAACACUUCAAAAGAAGCUGCUGGGCAGAGUCCAAAAGAGAUGAAUGCAAACACUGACAAAUUAGUAAGUUCUGAUGAAACUAUUGUCAGCGCUAACGAAAGUCAUAGCAGUGGCAAGCAUCUGGUGAAGGGGCUUCCACCAAAGUACCAGGCCACAAUUACAUCAGAAGACAGUUCGUCAGCAAUGCGAAAGAAGCCAAACUCGGCCUUCAAAGCCAUCACUGAGGAGCAGAACUCAUCAUCGUCUGUUCCUUCCUCCGGUGAAGCUAUAAGUAGCGUGACGGCACCAAGUCUGCCUCUGUUGUCUUUGGUCCCCAUAACAGCAACCCUUGGUUCCAGGGAAGACCAAAGCAUUUUAGGCAGGGCUGGUGCAAGGGCAAACGGCAUGGGGGACGUGGAAAGGAGGAUGAUGCAGGAGAUGCCGGGCGUGUUCACCAAGGGCCUGUCCAACGGCAGCAGGGUCGAAGGCUUCCUGUACAAAUACAGCAAAGGAGAAGUGAGGAUCGUAUGCAUCUGCCAUGGAAGCUUCCUUACUCCUUCGGAGUUUGUGGAGCACGCCGGCGCCGGCAAGGUAGAUAACCCGCUGCGACACAUUGUCGUCAGCGCUACCCCGAACCUGUGACUGUGAGGCCAGGCAGACCCGUGCACAAGCUAUAGUGUUCUGUAGACUCAGGACCUGAGCCUAGCGUCAGAGCAAUGUCACCGUUAGACUGUGUGGUGCGGUGCUUAUGCCCGAUUAAAUUGGUGGGCAUUGUGGUAACAUAACCUGUUGAUAAUGUUUUGACAAUGUUUUGAUCCUUCCUAUGCGUGAUUUAGUUCUGCAGCUUCUU